This is a messenger RNA of Rotaria sp. Silwood2, 807 nucleotides long. The record is from the annotation of a GenBank genome assembly. Lineage: Eukaryota; Metazoa; Rotifera; Eurotatoria; Philodinida; Philodinidae.
AUGCCGCCCCGUUCUGAUAGUCUAGAAAUUAUUGCACAGCCAUGCUAUACUUCAAAAUUGCGAACUCUCAAGGAUAAUCUAAAAGAAAAGCGGCGCAAUACUCUCAAGGCAAAAAAUAAAAAUUCUCCUUUUACCGGUCCAACAAUUCGUAUUCCAAAGCGUUACUUUAAUGCUACAGAACAAUAUUAUGUUGGUAUUUUUCUUGUGACAGUUUUGCAUGAAAAAUCAAAUUGUCGCUAUAUACAUCCAUAUGAACUGAAAGAUAUUGAUCAUGAAGAUCGGCGAGAUCAACAUAAUAACGCUGUUUGGUUUCCGACCGAAGAUGAAGGUCCGGAUGGUAUUAAAAGUUUUCCAGGUUUACGGAUUGAUAAAAAAAUUGAACAGGAAGUGAAAAACUAUGGUGCUCUACAUCUAUUUGAUGGCGAUUACUCAAACUCGUUAAAUAAUCUGGUUUCAGAAUUAACUUCUGGAAGAAAAAUAGUUCAAGAAUACAAUCUUAAAAGAACUCAAUUAGCAUUUACUAUUGGUACGAAAAUAAAUGUAAACGACAGCUUUCCAACAAUUCUUAAUCCUCAUUUAACGAUCUAUUCGGAAGAAAUGGUGGAAGAUGCUGAGAAAGAAACAGUUGAAGAUACGAAACUUACUGAAUCAGUCACACAGCCAAUUUUGCCACCACCUGAGUGUCCUUGGUACAAAUACGCACCACGAUGUGGUUAUACAACAGGCGAGGAAGAGGUGCUUAUUUUCUAUAAAAAGAAACUUGAAGAAAACACAUAUGGAAGUAAUAAUAAUACUUUUUCGAAUUAA